This is a messenger RNA of Clonostachys rhizophaga, 1137 nucleotides long. Lineage: Eukaryota; Fungi; Ascomycota; Sordariomycetes; Hypocreales; Bionectriaceae. The record is from the annotation of a GenBank genome assembly.
AUGCAGAAGCUUCUCAAGAGGACGGCUCAGGCCCAGCGCCAGGCAGGGCGCCGGGCCAAGAAGAUAAACAGGAGAGAUGAAUUCGAUACGAGAAGACGAAACAACCAGUACCUGAAGAUGGCCAACGACGAGAUCCGACAGAACCUGAAAGAUUCGCGCCGGGCGAGGAAAGAAGACUGGGAGAUGGGUCCCCUGGCCCCGAAACGAGACCUCGGCUUCAAUGGCUAUGGAACGUUCAGGGAGAACUUGCGGCAGGACUGGACCAACAACGGCAUGAAUCCUAUCGAUCCCAAGGUUCUGGAGCAGCGCUGUGCUUGGGCUGGAGGCGUGAAGCAACUCUGUCUCGCUCCUCAAGAUCGUGUGGUCAUUCUGGAGGGCCCCGACAAGGGCAAGGUGGACCGCAUUCAGAGUGUUAACAAGCUGAACGGUUCCGUGACGUUAGAAAACCACCACAAGGCCCUCUUUCAAACCUGGCUUGACGGCAAGCAUCAUGCCCAGGCAAUGCCAAUAUCAGUUGGUUCCAUUCGCCUGGUAUACCCAAUCACCAAUCCUAAGACCGGAAUUACCAAGGAUACGAUAAUCAACGAAAUCAAACCAAUUCCCGCAAACAUGGAGUCGGACAGCAUGUCGCUGGAUCGUUGGGAGUAUGGAAACAAGUGGGAUCGUCUUGUGCUCGGCAUCAACGUCUCUAUCCCCUGGCCAGAGGUCCAGGCCCCCAAGUUCGACACAUACGACAUAGACACAACUCGAGACAAGGUCGAGACCCGAACAUUCUUUUACAACCUACUCUCACCUCCAAUGCCCAACGUAAUCAUUGACGAGCUCCGAAACAAGUACUCUAAGUUCCGAACUCGCCACGACCCAGAGUACAUUGCGAUGAAGGAGUUGCAAGAACGGAUGAAGAAGGGCAACCCGGCUGUUCUCAAGUCUAUGCAGACCCCUCUGGAGGAGUUCCACGAGAAGCAGAGAGAACUCAAGGAGGCCCGAGGCGAGCCUGAGCUUUCUGAACACAUGUUGACGAAGCUGGGUGAGAUCAUUGCCAAGACCAAGGCCACGUCUUUGGAAGAUGCGGGCAUCACCCCACUUCCUACCGAGCCAGCAGAGAAGACUACCGAGAAGACCGUUGAUGCUCCUUGA